CCCGUGAAUGGAAGUGCAAGAAUCCCAUUGAAGCAACGAUCGCAAGCCAAGCCUCAACUCACGAUCUACCGUCGGGUCUAAAAAAGGAAAUGGGAAAAUGGCGUGGACGUUUUUAUGUUUUUGCUGCAGAAGCGAAAGCUAUGAAUGAAGAAUGGUAA
Molecule: messenger RNA, 158 nt
Organism: Racocetra persica
Lineage: Eukaryota; Fungi; Glomeromycota; Glomeromycetes; Diversisporales; Gigasporaceae
Source: the annotation of a GenBank genome assembly